GACUAUUACAUAUAUUUGUGGAAUGCAUUUACCAUCCAAGCGGUCUGAGUAUACAAAAAACUAUUAAAAAUGACUAUUUGUUGUCGAAUUUGUUUUGCAGAAAAUUCUAACAGCUUUUCUCUUUACAAAUGUAUGAAGAAAAAAUAUUUGCCUAGUGUUAUUUUUAACAUCAGUGGAGUAAAAGUUUCAAAAAAGCUCGAACCAGAGGCACACAUUUGUCGCCGCUGCGCUGCCUCGAUAUUAGUUGCUGAAAACAUUAUAUUGCGGUGCCAGGAAUCAGAAGAAUGUCUCCAGUUUCGCCGUUUAAAAGAAGGAUGUUUACCAAGACAAUCGCCAGAAGAGUGUUUAAAUGUAAAAGACUAUGAAGAAUAUCAACUUGUUUCCAAUUGUAAUGAAUUGGAAGAAUCGUUACCAUUGGGUCGAGAUGAUGGACAUAUGUUGCAAUGUGACAAACAACUUCAUAUUACAAAAGAAGAAAAAGUGAGCACUUUGAAACGGAUUGGAGACAACGAGGGUCAGAAUACAGAUAAUGACGAGCCAGCAAUAAAACGCUUUAAGAGUAAAGAAGUUGUUCCAUCAGUGGCAAUUUUUUAUUGCGAUCAAUGUGAUUAUAGCACCAAGAUAGGCAAACGUAUUAUAGAACAUAAACAAACUGAACAUGGGAUUUAUGAUCCAAAUAUAUAUACCUGUACUAUUUGUUCUGAACGCUUUUCUUGGAAGCCAACACUUUAUCGGCAUAUAGAGAUAGACCACAAAAUAUUACCUGCCGAUAAAAAAUAUUUAUGUAAUGAAUGCGGUCGUGCUUAUAUGCGGGAAGUUCACUUGUUAGAACAUAUAAAGCAGCGGCAUGGACCUCGUAAUUUCAAAUGCCCCGAUCCACUAUGUGAGCAAUCAUUUACUCGAACUUUCACCCUGAGACGUCAUUUCAUCACUACACAUACAGAACAAACAAGCGCACGGUACCAUUGCGUAGAUUGUAAUAAGUACUUUAAAGUUUAUGAUCAAUGGAAAUACCAUAAUGAAGUUAUUCACAAAAAUGAAACCGUAUAUUGCCCGCAUUGUGGUUAUCCUUUUCGCUUCAAAGAAAAGCUGGACGAACAUAUUUUGAAAGAUAUUUGCAAACGUAGUGUUGUGCCGUGUUCAUAUUGUCAAAGGCGCUUUACCACAAAAUCUGGACUGAGAGAGCACGUACGGAAUAUACACAACAUCUAUUAGUUAAGUAUUUAUAUAUUGCGGUAACUAUUUAUUGCCGACUAUUCACUGCUUAGAUUACGACGAUAUAUGUCGUAAUUCCUCUGAUUUACGUUAAAUCAUAUAAGUAGCGCUCAAUAAUUUGAAUUUACAUACCUAUGUAUGUAUGUAUAUCCUCGUACCACAAGUGAAUGAGUUGCCACAUGAGAAUGAUUUGAAACGCAAGAAUAUUUAUCCAUGCGAGGAAAAGUUCUUUCGAUCUGGGAACAAUUUGACAUAUUUACGAAAGGUGUAAACAAAACAAGAACGAAGAAUAACCGUAAAGAGAAAAACAUUCAAAAUAAAUAUUUAGCCAUGGUAAUAUAACAACAAAUUUUUCUGUACAAGAAUAAUGUUAAAGCCAAAAAGUGAGACCAACCUCUAUUAAAUGCCUAUAAAUAAAUAAUGCUUUCUAAAGAGUUAGUGCGAAUAGAAGAGAACUACCGAUAAUGCACUAAAUCAAUGGAGCGGGCGAGAUAACAGGAAAAUAUAUAACUACAUAGAUAUAACCAUGCUACAUAUGCUCUUAUACAAUCAACAAAUCGAAUAAGCCAUAAGCCAAAUGUUAAUGUUCUUUAAUUAAAUUAUGAAAAGAAUGACGUAGCUGAGUUCUCGAUGAGCGUUUAUUAUUUAUACAGCUAGACUGGAGGCGAUAACUUUUUAUUGCAGAAUUUGUGAAAAGAAUGAAAGGCGGACCUCAAAAAACACUAUUGGAUUUUGGCAAUUGAGAAUGCUAGUUCGCGGCUUUUUUACAUGUAAAUUGCGUCUAAAAGUGAAUUAUUUGGUAAGAUUAACAAAGAGAAAGUACUUUAAUUUUAAUCAGUUUUAAAGAUCAAUUGGAGCUUAACGGAGAAAACCCGCAGGUGUAAUGUGCCGAACAAAUAUAAGAAAACAGAAUUUUUGAAAGCUUGACCGUUUUUAUAUAAUUAUAUAUA
Molecule: messenger RNA, 2165 nt
Organism: Zeugodacus cucurbitae (melon fly)
Lineage: Eukaryota; Metazoa; Arthropoda; Insecta; Diptera; Tephritidae
Product: zinc finger protein 184
Exons: 2
Coding region: 70-1215 (381 amino acids)
Biological process (GO): regulation of transcription by RNA polymerase II
Cellular component (GO): nucleus
Molecular function (GO): DNA-binding transcription factor activity, RNA polymerase II-specific; zinc ion binding; RNA polymerase II transcription regulatory region sequence-specific DNA binding
Source: RefSeq, a predicted model, not a curated record